AACCUUGCCGUGGUACGCGACGCGCCGGACGCGCGUAUCGGUGCGGCAUCAUCCCCGUCGUGUACCGGCGAAUCGCGAAUGUCGCGGGGAUCAAAAUCGUCACAGUUUCAGUGUAUCUGUAGUGCAUGUUUCAGUGUAACCGUCACCGCGGUAUCGCUCUCUCGUCUCUCUCACGCAGAUCGAGUGAAGGUUAUGGUAAUUGCCGCGAAUUGAUAAUUGCCCGGUGUAGAGAACGAUCGCGUUUCGGUGAGUAACGAACAGUUAUGAGCAUCGAACGUAUAAAACAUCUUAUAAAAGUGCCGUAUUCAGUAGCAAAAAUAUCGCAAGUGCAACGGAGUGUUUUCGUACGCCAGUAAUUUGCGAGAAAGUUGGAAAAGGGAGAGGAGGGGAGAGAGAGGAGGAGCAGUCGUCCCGAACGUAUUCCCGGAAGUGUGCGACCGUUGGAUCUUAUUUUCGCGAAUAAAUAAACGCAAUACUGUAAGACCCUCCACAUUUUCAAUAUUAAAAUACAUCGCACUCGCGUAUCAUCAAUAUGUGUCGUUAAUUGGCGUAAAUGUAAUCGUGUGAUUAAUCUCGAUUUUAAUACGGGAUAAAAAAUUUUAACCGAGUUCGACGUGCGUGGAUUGUGUACAUCGGUGACCUGUUACCGUCCGGGUAGGUUAAACUCGAUUACGGUUUCCUUCGAAUUAAUCGUCAUAUUGGAAAUAGCGAAAUGUUCGUCGUGCAUCGAGUCUAGCUGUGCCCGGGUGCAACAUAAUUCGGAGUCGCGAGAGUCCUCUCUUUUCUCUCCUUUUCGUCGCAGUCAUUCCACUGUACGUCGCGUAUGUCCUUCUGACUUUCUCGAGUUUGUUUUCCCGUUGUCGCGUGUCGUGAAUAAAGGAUGUGACGACGCGUCGAAGCGGUCGAAUUAACCUCGAAAUAUCGUGUCGAAUGUUUUCGCGAGUAAAUUUUGUGCGAGUGCGGAAUUCUAACCUAAGAGGAGGAGGCGGGCUGAGAGGCAUCGGGCAUCGGGCAUCGGCGGAGCAACUUUGAGUUCGUGAUACACGUAACUCCGCUGCUAUGCAUCGGUGUUGGUGAGACUGACAGAAGACACUCAUUGAAAUUAUCCCGAAUAUCCCGUCAUUAUCGCGCCGCCGUAGAGAACGGACAAUGUGCAUGCAGGUGACCGCCGCCGAUACGCGAAACGGGGCCGGAAAUCUGGGUGGUAUAUCGCAGUGGCCUUGUUCUGCCCGGCGAAAGACAAACCGGGCGGAAACGUACGUCGACAAGGACCGACGAUGAGCUAGCGACACACCAUCAUGCCUAGGAUGAAGCAGCGCGCGCUGCAUACCUGGCCAUGGUUGUGGCUGUGGUUGUUUGCGGCCACGGCCGGCUCACCGUCUUCCGAAAGCCUCUCCGUGCCGACGACUCUUCUGCCACCACGUGGUGGCGGCGAGGAUGGUGGCGCGGAAGGCGACGGCGGCGACGGCAAUGCCGGUGGUGGUGGUGGUUCGAUGAAGCCGUCGAUCUCUUCGAUCGACACCGCGACGACCCUGCCGAUCACGUUUGAGGAUGACGGGAGACUUUCCUCGGAGUUCCGGUUCACGCAGUCCCUGUACAACGUUUCCAUUCCCGAGAAUUCCAUCGGCAAGACGUACGUCGUGCCCGAGGAGAGGAUGGGCAUAAAGCUCGCGUCCGCCGACAGUGACGUUGACGUCAAGUUUCGUAUAGUGAGCGGCGAUCGUGAGAAGUUCUUUAAAGCGGAGGAGCGCACGGUUGGCGAUUUCUGCUUUCUCCUGAUUCGGACUCGUACCGGCAACGUCGAUGUGUUGAACCGCGAGCGCAAGGACCGAUAUGUGCUCGAGGUGCGCGCCACCACUAGCAAACGCGACGGUAGGAACAAAGUGGUCACGCUCGAUGCGGACACGACGGUGGUGGUGACGAUCCUCGACACGAACGAUCUCAAUCCGCUGUUCUACCCGAUGGAGUACGAGACCACCGUGACGGAGGAUACGCCUUUGCAUCGCAGCAUACUCAGGGUAAUCGCCGAGGACGCCGAUCUCGGCAGAAACGGUGAGAUUUACUAUAGCUUCGCCGAGGAGACCGAUCAAUUCGCCGUUCAUCCGGUCAGCGGCGUAAUAACGCUCACAAGACCGCUCAGGUACGCGGAACGUGCUAUACACGAGCUGGUGGUCUUAGCGAGGGAUCGCGGCGCUCUGUUCCGCAGCGCGGGUACCAACCGCGCGAGCACCGCGAGGGUCACGAUCAGGGUACGGCAGGUGAAUCUGUACGCGCCGGAGAUCUACGUGCACCAGCUGCCCGACAUCGUCGAGAACUCGAACGCCGACAUCUACGCGAUCGUGCGGGUGAUCGACCGUGACGAGGGUGCGCACGGCCAAAUCGCGAGCCUUGACAUCGUGGGCGGCGAUCCGGCCGGGCACUUCAGAGUCCGCCCGGCUGGCGGUUCGCGCUCCGGCGAGUACAACAUCGAGGUGCUGCACCUGCUCGAUCGCGAGGCCGCGCUGCAGGGUUACAAUCUCACCCUGCGCGCGAUGGACCGUGGGGUGCCGCAGCGGUACAGCUACAAAUUCGUGCCGGUGCAUCUGGCCGACGUGAACGACAACGCUCCGGUGUUCAGUCGCGAGAUUUACGAGGUCAAGGUGCCGGAAACGGCGCCGAUCAACACCCCGGUCAUACGGCUCAAGGUUACGGACGCGGACGAAGGGAGGAACGCGUUGGUCUAUCUCGAGAUAGUCGGCGGCAACGAGGGCGGUGAGUUUCACGUGAACGCCGAGACCGGUAUGUUGUACACCGCUGUCAAUCUUGACGCCGAGAAGAAGGCAUUUUACACGCUGACGGUCUCGGCGAUCGAUCAGGGUAACGCCGGCACGCGAAAGCAAUCCUCGGCGAAAGUGAAGAUCAACGUGGUCGACACCAACGACAACGAUCCUACCUUCGAUCAGUCGGAGAUGGAGGUGGUGGUGGACGAGAACGAGCCGGCCGGCACGUCCGUCGUGCGUGUUACCGCGAAGGAUCGCGAUUCCGGCGAGAACGCCUACAUAUCCUACAGUAUCGACAACCUGCGGAAGGUGCCGUUCGAGAUCGAUCACUUCUCCGGUAUCGUCAGGACCAAGCAGGUGCUCGACUACGAGACCAUGAAGCGGGAGUAUCUGCUGCACGUCCGGGCCAGCGAUUGGGGCCUGCCCUAUCGGCGCCAGGCGGAGAUGCAAUUGCGAGUCAAGUUGCAAGACGUGAACGACAACCGGCCGCAGUUCGAGCGAAUCGAUUGCACCGGUCACGUGCCGCGAUACGUGUCGAUCGGCUCCGAGAUCAUCACCGUGUCCGCGAUCGACUUCGACGCCGGGAAUAUCGUCAGUUACCGCAUAGUGUCCGGCAAUUCCGACGGCUGCUUCGCUCUCGACUCGGCCAGCGGCGUCCUCUCGGUCGCCUGCGAUCUGUCGGACGUCAAGGCGACCGAGAGAAUCGUCAACGUUACCGCCACCGACGGCACGCACUUCGCGGACGUCAAUCCCGUUCACGUCCAUCUUGUGAACGCCAAACGGAAUCUGGGCUCGCAGGCGAGGAUCCUGACGGACGAGACCGGCGCCUUUGAGUGUCACGACACCGGAGUGGCGCGUAGACUGACGGACGCGAUCGCCUCCGCGGAGAAGAACAACAUGCCGUCGCGGGACGACGAGUACACCCUGAUCCCGAGUCGUUACGGCGAGAACGUGCACGCCCCCGAGUUUAUCGACUUUCCCAACGAGAUACGGGUCAACGAGUCGCUCAAGCUUGGGACGGUCCUCGUGCGGAUACGCGCUCGCGAUCGCGACCUCGAUUACAACGGCAAGCUCGUCUACGUCAUAUCCAGCGGUGACCGCGACUCCGUCUUCGGCAUCGAUCCGGAAACCGGCGACCUGAACACGAUCGGUUAUUUGGACCGCGAGCGGGAGAGCGAGUAUUAUCUGAACAUAAGCGUGUUCGAUCUGGGCAAGCCGCAGAAGUCCGCCUCGAAGAUGUUGCCGGUCGUCGUUUUGGAUGUCAACGACAACGCGCCCAAGUUCGAAAAGUCACUGGCGAGCUUCAGGAUCUCGGAGACCGCGCUGAACGGCACCAACGUGUGGCGCGCGAACGCCACCGACGCCGACCUCGGCGACAACGCGCGCGUCACUUACUCCCUCGUGACGGAGACCAACGACUUCCGCGUGGACCCCGUGACGGGCGUCCUGAGCGUCUUCGGUAAGCUCGACAGGGAGCGGCAAGAGAUAUACGAGCUGAGAAUCCGCGCGCGUGACAACGGCGGCAAGGACAACGACGCUCCGUCCUUGUACUCGGACGCGCUCGUCAGGGUGACCGUCGACGACGUGAACGACAACGCGCCCACCUUCGCGCUGUCGAGCUACAACGUCAAGAUCCGCGAGGACGUGCCGGUGUGGACCGUCGUCGCCGUCGUGGACGCCACCGAUCCCGACGAGGGCGCGGGCGGCGACGUCGAGUACUUCCUGUCGGACGCGAUGGAGAGCGAGGGCUUCUUCAUGGUCGACAAGGUGUCGGGUACAGUGAGAACGACUCAGAGCUUGGACUUUGAGGAGCGGCAGGUGCACACGCUGACGAUAGUCGCGCGCGAUCGCGGCGAGCCGUCCCUGUCUUCCGAGACGAUGCUCGUGAUCGAGGUGAUUGACGUGAACGAGAACCUCCAUUCGCCGGUCUUCGACGACUUCGUCGUGUCCGCGAGUGUCUUCGAGAACCAGCCCGUCGGCACCCUCGUCACUACGGUACGGGCGAAGGACGCGGACCCCCCCGGCGGAGAUUCCAGGAUCGGAUACAGUAUUCGUGGAGGCGACGGCGUCGGCAUUUUCUCCAUCGACAACGAAGGAAACAUCAGGACCAAGGCGGUGCUCGACGUCGAGACGAAGAGGGGAUACUGGUUGACCGUUUACGCCCAGGAUCACGGAGUAGUUCCGCUGAGCUCGAGUCUGCAAGUCUACGUCGAAGUGCUGGACGAGAAUGACAACACGCCGCUGACCGAGCUUCCAGUUUACUAUCCGUCCGUGCCGGAGAACUCGCCCGCGAGCGUGAGCGUCCUGCAGAUCUACGCCUUUGAUCGCGACGUCUCGCCCCAGCAAUUCGUCUUCACCAUCAGCAGCGGCAAUCCGGAGGGUUAUUUUCUCAUCAACUCCACCACCGGUCUCAUCAGCACUAGCGGCAGGAAGCUCGAUCGCGAGAAUCAAGCGGAGCACGUGUUGGAGGUGACAGUAAGAGACAACGGUAGACCACCUUUGUCGUCGACCACGAGGGUCGUCAUCGAGGUGGCGGAUGUCAACGACCAUGGUCCUGAAUUCGAGCAGAAGUUCUACACGGUCCAGAUCCCGGCGUCACCGGCGACCGACAAGCCGCUCUUCCAGAAAUCGAGGAACCGCUCGCGGGAGUUCGACCUUUCGAUCGAUACGUUACUAGAGAACGGGACUUGGGAGACAUUUAGCCCCGACACCUUGUCAGGAGAUCGUAUCUUCAGGGUUCUUGCAUACGACCAGGACAUCGGUGACAACGGGAGAAUCCAGUAUAGCAUCAAAGGCGGUCGGGGAAAGGGCAAAUUUAAAAUUCACCCCACCACGGGGAUGGUGUACUCCCAACGUGGAUUCGAGGCUGGUCAAGAAUACGAAAUGAUGAUACGAGCGGCCGAUCACGGCGAGCCCCAGCGCAGUCAUCAGACUCGAGUUUCCGUUCAAGUUGUGGAAGCACCGAAGGAAUCGGAGAACCCUCCAGUGUUUAAGACAAACAAUCAAAGCGUGGAAGUUACAGAGAGCGACGAGGCGGGCUUUUUAGUCGCUCUCGUGCAAGCUAGCGACAAAGACGGUGAUCCUCUGUGGUACGAUAUUUUAGACGGCGACAAGCGCGACGAGUUUUUCAUCGGUCGCGACAACGGCAACGUGCUGCUGGCCAAGAGAUUGGAUUGGGAGACUCAGAAUUUUUACAAUCUCACGAUCGGUGUAACCGACGGCGUGCACACGACACUGGCGCAGCUGCUCGUUACGGUGAUCGACAUCAACGAUCAUCGGCCGGAGUUUACUGAGAGUACGUAUCGCGUCGACAUCUCGGAGAACGUCGAAAAGGGCGAGCGGAUUCUACAACUGCACGCGACCGAUGAGGACGAGGACAAGAAGGUCUUCUACAGUUUGCACGCGGCGCAGACACAGGCCUCGCUUGAGAUCUUUCAUGUGGACUCGGUUCUGGGUUCGAUCACGUUGAACGAACCGCUUGACCGGGAGACCAUUGAGGAACACGUGCUGACGGUGAUGGUCAAGGAUCAGGGUACGCCGGCGAAGCGCAACUACGCCCGAGUGAUCGUCACCGUGCACGAUCACAACGAUCACGCGCCCGAGUUCAUCAGCGAGAUCAUCCAAGGCAAGGUGUACGAGAGCUCGCCAAUCGGUACGGCGGUGGUGCAGGUGUGCGCGAUCGAUCGGGACCGCGGCGAGAACGCCAGAAUCACUUAUUCAAUCACCUCCGGCAACGUCGGCAACGUGUUCACCGUCGAUCCGGACCUCGGUUAUAUCCGCGUCGCGCGCGAGCUCGACCUCAGCGUCUCCUCGGAGUAUAUUCUCCUCGUGAAGGCGACCGAUCACGGCUCGCCCGCGCUGGCGAACACCGUACCGGUGCAUGUAAUGGUGACGAUGGCCGACAACGCGCCGCCGCGCUUCAUUCAGAAGGAGCUGUCCGCGGAAAUAUAUGAGAAUCAGCAGUUGGGCACGUACGUGAAGCACGUGGAGGCACGGAGCACAUCGUCGCUGCAGUUCGAGAUCGUGCGCGGCAAUCGUGACGACACGUUCUUCGUAAAUCCAAGCACCGGCGUGAUCGUCAUCAAGAAUGAGCUGGACUACGAAAAGACCAAGUUCUACAAUCUGACUGUCUCGGCCACGAAUAUGGCCGGCGCCUCGGCCACUUGCAACGUCAUCGUUCACGUGCUUGACCGGAACGACAAUGCCCCACGUUUCCUGCAGGCUCAAUACAGCGGCGAGAUCAGCGAGGGUGCCAGCAUUGGAUCCCUCGUGUUGACCAACACGAGCGCACCCCUUGUCAUUAAGGCCGAGGACGCGGAUUCCGAGUUGAACGCGCUGCUCAACUACGACAUCGUCGAGGAUCUGCCGCGCAAGUACUUCCACAUAGACUCCAGCACUGGCGCCAUACGAACGGUCAUGCUGCUGGACCACGAGACCAUACCGAUGUUCGCGUUUCACGUGAAAGUCUCGGACCUCGGCAAGCCAAAGCUCUCGUCCGAGACCACCGCCAAGGUGAUGAUAGUCGUGACGGACGUCAACGAUUGUCCACCCAAGUUCUCUAAGACUGAUUACAAUGUAACGCUUCUGCUGCCGACGUAUAAGAACGUCGCCGUCACUCGAGUGAACGCCGUGGAUCCUGACAGCUCCGAGGGCGCCGCAUUGAGAUACGAUAUUAUCGAUGGGAAUAAGGCUCACACCUUCGAUAUCGAUGCCCAGAGCGGCAUUAUUACGGUCCAUAAUCCAGAACGUAUGAAGAAGAACUAUCUUCUCCACGUGCGAGUGUCGGACGGCAAGUACUCAAGCGUGGCGCAGGUGAACGUGAUGGUAGAAAAAUCAGAGAAUUCCGGUUUGAUCUUCCAGAAGAAUGUAUACGAAGGUGCUAUCCUGGAGAAUUCUACGAAGAUUACAACCGUGGUAGUGGUAAACGUUCUUGGUAGUUCAUUAAACGAGCACAUUGUCUUCAGCAUUCUUAAUCCCACCGACAUGUUCGUGAUUGGACCAACUUCCGGCGCGAUCAGAACCAAUGGCAUACGAUUCGAUAGAGAGAUGUGCGAUCAUUAUGAAUUAAUUGUUGAGGCGAAGAGCCAUCCUCCAGAUCGAGAGAAGCCCAGGGUUGCUCAUGUCAUAGUAAACGUCACUAUACUCGACAUCAAUGAUAACUGCCCAAUGUUCGUCAAUUUACCUUACUACGCUGUCGUCUCUGUUGACGCUCAAAAGGGCGAUGUCAUUACAAAGGUUCAUGCGAUAGACAUGGACAGCGGCGAUAACGGCGAGGUAAGAUACGAGUUGAAGAAGGGUCACGGCGAGCUCUUCAAGGUAUGCCGGAAAACCGGUGAAAUAUCGUUAAAGCAGAAUCUUGAAGGUCACAAUCGCGAGUAUCAGCUCACGAUCGCCGCGUACGACGGCGGAAUAACGCCGUGCUCCAUUGAGGUGCCAGUCAACGUGAAGGUGAUAGAUCGCUCGAUGCCGGUAUUUGACAAGCAAUUCUACACGGAUAGCGUGCUCGAGAGUAUAGAAGUACAUUCACCUCUGGCGUUAUCCAUUCAAGCUGAGUCACCGCUGAAUCGCAAACUCAUAUAUAGCAUUACUAAGGGUAAUGAUUUUGAGGAGUUUGCCCUGGACUUCAACACGGCCCCUGACAGUAACAAUGGUCCUUGUGUAAUCUAUGUGGUGGAUGAGCUGGAUUAUGAGCAGAAGAAGCAGUACGAGCUGACCGUACGCGCCACCGACAGCGUGUCAGGCGUUUACGCGGAGGUACUUGUCAGCAUCCUCGUUCUGGACGUGAACGACUGCCCGCCUGAGUUCACGCAAGACUCGUACAACAUCUCAGUGUCGGAAGCAGCAGUGUUUGGGACCCCUGUUCUGCGAGUGAAUUCCAGAGACAAUGACACGGGCAUUAAUCAACAAAUUCGUUACGCCAUUCAAAAUGAUACCGACGACAACACGGACCUCUUCCACAUCGAUCCCGACGAAGGCGUGAUAUUUCUCAAGCGAUCCUUGGACCACGAGAGCCGCGAAUCCCAUCACUUCACUGUGAUCGCUAUGGACCGAGGCGUACCAAGUUUGUCGAGCACGGCGCACGUCUGGGUGAGCGUGAUCGACAUGAACGACAAUCCGCCCAAGUUCGAGCAGCCCUCGUACACCUGUGUCCUGUCGGAGCACGCCGAACGCGGCCAAUUCGUGACAGUAGUGUCAGCCAGCGAUCCCGACUACGUCGACGAGAAGCUGACGUACACGAUCGUAGGCGGGAACGAGCAGCAGACAUAUAACAUCGACCAGUCGACCGGCAUUAUCUCGCUGAUAAAUAUGCAGAACUUUGGCGAGCAAAAGCUCAGUAUGCUCAACGUGUCCGUGACCGACGGUGUCUACACCAGCUUCACCCGCGUUAAGAUCGAGAUUCUACCCGCGAACAGGCACAAUCCGAAAUUCCCGAAUCCAAUAGUCGAAGUAACUGUCCUGGAGAAUCAGCUGCCCGGUAGAUUGGUCACCAGCGUGCUAGCCGUGGAUGAAGACUUCGGCGAGUAUGGCACGGUAACAUAUGCGAUAAUGUCGGAAAUGAUGAAGGACGUAUUUGACAUAAACAAGCUCACCGGCGAGAUAGUAACGCGUAAGAAGCUUGAUCGAGAAGAACAGAAGCGCUACGAGAUACCGGUCAUGGCGACUGACGGCGGCGGCAGAUCUGGAUUCGUGAUGGUGCGAGUUAAGGUUGGCGACGAAAACGACAACGCGCCGGUCUUCCUUCUUAGAGAGUAUAAGGCGACUAUUCAGGCCAACCUGUCGCUAAACACGCCUUUCUUGAAAGUCAGGGCGCAAGAUGCGGACGAGGAUGAGGCAGCCAAAAUUAUUUACUCCAUCUACGAACCACAAACGUCGCCAGCUAGAACUCUAUUUGGCAUAAAUCCUGAUACGGGAUCUCUUUAUUUGCAGAAGAGCGCUGUGCCAUGGGAAAACCAAUUGUUCGAACUCUUUAUUCGUGCUGAAGACAAAGGUACGACUACACACCAUGCUGAUGUGCCGUUAAGUAUCUACAUAAUGGGCUCUAACGACAUCCCGCCUCUGUUCGAGCGGAAAGAGGAUAAAUUCUUCGUGAGAGAGGACUCUUCCGUCGGCACACCAAUCACGAAACUUAAAACUGUUACAAAUAGUACCGUGACAUAUCGUAUAGUGUCCGGCGAUGAGGAUAACCCGUUCUUUACGAUCGACUCCCACGGUCAGAUCACUUUGGCAAGGCCAUUGGAUCGAGAACUGAAGGACAGUCAUUUGAUCGGAGUCCUCGCUGAAACAGAUUCCAGCCCACCGCUUACAGCUCUCGCCGAGAUCUCUCUUCAGGUGCUGGACGAGAAUGAUCACGCGCCGAAAUUCGAGAGCAAUCCGUACGCGAUCAAUUUGGCCGAGAACAUUGAGGAAGGAACAUCGAUAUUAAAAGUUAUCGCGCAUGAUAAGGAUCUCGGUAGUAACGGCGAGGUGCGUUACUCUUUCGGAUCUGACAUAGGGGAAUUAGCAAACGUUUUUACGGUGGAUGCUUAUACCGGUUGGAUAUCGACAUUGGUACAGCUCGACAAAGAAAAGCAACCGGAGUACAAGUUUCAGGUGGUUGCUACUGACAAUGGAAGUCCGAAGCACUUUGCAAGGACGUCAGUGCACGUCAAGUUAAAGGAUUACAACGAUAACGCGCCAGCGUUCGUCGACAAUAGCUAUGAGGCCACAGUGAAUGAAGAUGCUUUACCGGGGACAGUCGUAGUAAAACUGAUCACCGUCGAUAAAGAUACGGACGUCAAUACGCCGAUAGAAUUUUACAUAACGUCCGGCGAUCCUAGAUCGCAAUUUCAAAUCAGAUCUACCGGUGAGGUGUACGUGGCGAAAUCCUUGGAUAGAGAGACCAUCGAUCGUUAUGAGCUUCAGAUCAUUGGUACCGACGGAAAAUAUGUUUUCGAGACAAAGGUGACAGUGCAAGUCCUGGAUGUCAACGAUAAUCCGCCGUACUGUCUCAGAUACCGUUACAGAGAGAUACUUUCCGAGGGCUCGCAUCCCGGUGCUUAUGUCUUGACCGUUUUGGCGACCGACUACGACGACGAGCCGAACGCCAAGCUACGGUUCUAUUUAACCGGCGACAAUAACGACAAAUUCUCAUUGGACAAGGAAACGGGCGUAUUGAAGACUGUUGGUCAGCUCGAUCGGGAAACUCAGGCCAAGUAUUCCCUAACAGCCCACGUGCAGGACCGGGACAAGCCAACUUGGGAGUGUUCGUCGCAGCUCGAGAUUCUCGUCUCCGAUCUCAACGACAAUGCGCCGAAAUUUACUAUGUCAACUUAUACCAGUACUUUACCCGAGGAUGUAGAGAUCGGCACGUUGGUGACGAAGGUGCACGCUAUGGAUGAUGAUAUCGGUAUCAAUCGGAAGAUUCGGUACGAGUUCAUUGAUUCGGCGGACGGCCACUUUCUUAUCGCGCCGGAUAGUGGAAUAGUCACGUUGGCCAAACCGCUGGAUAGAGAAACGAAGGCCAUGUACAACGUUACCGUUCAGGCGCUCGAUCAGGGGACCCCUCAGUUAAUGGGGGUCGCCUCUCUCAUCGUCAACGUGCAGGAUAUCAACGACAAUCCACCCGAAUUCACUUCAAAGCUCUACUUCGCGAAAGUACCCGAAAGUUACACGGUCGGCACCGAAGUGGCACGAGUGCUCGCCACUUCAAAGGAUACAGGAGUGAACGCCGAUAUAUAUUAUUCGAUUGUCGGUGGUAACGAACACAAGAAGUUCCAGAUUGAUGCCAAGACGGGCGUCUUGACCAUCGCUGAACAGUUGGACUAUGAACGGGCUCGCGAUUACUUCCUCACUAUCCAAGCUGUCGACGGAGGCAUUCCGCCACUGAACAAUCAUGCCACUGUCAAUAUCACUGUCACCGACAGCAACGAUAAUGCGCCAAUCUUUAGCGAGGUUUCGUACAGAGCCUUCGUGAGGGAGGAUGCGAAAAUUGGGGAGAAAGUUACGCAAGUAUAUGCGAAUGAUUUGGAUAGCGAGGAGAAUGGCAAUGUGUCAUAUUAUAUAGAACGUGGCGACAGACAGAAGCAAUUCUCCAUUGACAGAAAAACUGGACAAAUAACUGUCGCCGCACCAUUAGACCGAGAAGAAAUGGCAAACUAUGUGUUGGAAGUUCACGCGCGCGACAAUGGCAUACCGAUGCUUUCGAGCUUUGUGAUGGUGAACAUCGAGGUUCUGGAUGCUAACGACAAUCCGCCAUUGUUUUCUCUGCAGAAUUACACGGCUGUCGUGCAGGAAGACAAACCAAUCGGCCACACAGUUAUGCAAUUUGUGGUCACCGACGCGGAUGUUGAGCCGAAUGCCGAGCCGUACACCUUUGACUUCCGUUCCGGGAACGAGGGCGAUGCCUUUCGACUGGAGCAGGAUGGCACUUUGCGAACAGCGACGAAAUUUAACAACAGAGUAAAGGAUAAGUACGUGCUGCACGUCCGGGUAUUCGAUAACGGUAGUCCACCGUUGUACUCGGAUGCCUGGGUCGUGAUAAAAGUAAUCGAGGAGUCGCAAUAUCCGCCGGUGAUUACACCUCUCGAGGUGAUUAUUAACUCUUACAUGGACGAAUAUCCUGGCGGCAUUAUCGGGAAAGUCCACGCAACCGAUCAGGAUCAGUACGACACGCUUCUCUUCAAUUUGGUACUGUCUUCGUCGAUCCCGAGCACCGAUCUCUUCCAGAUAGACAAGAUCGACGGUACAUUGGUGGCUCUGCCCAGACUUGACGUGGGCGAAUACAGGAUAAACGUUAGCGUGACAGAUGGCAAAUUCCACUCGUACUCUGCUGUGAAAGUUAACAUCGAUCUGGUGACCGACAAGAUGCUCGAGAGCUCCGUGAUCGUGAGAUUUCGCGAAGUUAGCCCGGAGGAUUUCAUGUUGAGCCAUCGUAAGGGCUUUGUCAGAACUGUUCGCAAUGCAAUGAACUGUCGGCUCAAGGAUAUCGUUAUUAUCAGCGUGCAACCAUCGACCGAUGAAGCGAAUUUGAUUAAGUCGCGAGCGAUUCGUCAAGCAGUACACAACGAUCUUGAUCUUCUAUUUGCCGUAAAGAAGGCAAAUCCCACGGGUUCAUCAGGCUUUUAUGCCUCGGAGAGCAUACGCGAAGCAUUGAACCAGCACGUGGAGGAGCUGGAAGAGUCAACGAAACUGGUCGUCGAAGAGAUUGUCCGGUUCAAGUGCAACAAAGGCUACUGUUUCUACGGUGACUGUCAGGACAAGAUCACUCUAGAUCCCACACAAAUCACGCCCGUGUCUACUGACGUGAUGAGCUUUGUUUCGCCGCGUCACAAGCACAAGAUGGAGUGCAAUUGCAAGGAGGGAUACGCCGGAAAUCAUUGCGAAGUGGUAGUUAAUGAGUGCGCCAGGGAUCCCUGUCCUCUGUUUAAGGUCUGUGUGCCGGACUCUUCCAUUCAAGGAUACUCAUGUCAGUGUCCCGAGGGAUACGCCGGCCAGACUUGUGACAUCGACAUCUCCAAAUGUCAUGAUGAGUCGUGUUACAUUCCACGAAAUCCUAUAUCUUUCAGUGGCAAGAGUUACGCGCGCUAUAAGAUCGACAAAGCCCUAAUACGGCAAACGAUCGAAGAUCGUCUCAGUUUAUCCCUGAGAAUCAGGACGAUGCAGCCGACCGGCAAUCUCAUGUACGCGGCUGGUAAGGUUGACUACAAUAUCCUAGAGAUUGUUAACGGCGUGAUGCAGUACAAGUUUGAUCUAGGCAGCGGCGAAGGGUUAGUCAGGGUGAGCAGCGUGUAUGUAAGCGAUGGACAGUGGCACGAGAUCCAACUGGAGCGAGAGAGUAACAGUGCCCGAUUGACCGUAGACGGAAAACACAUCGCUCACGGUUCCGCGCCCGGUAUCAACGAUAUACUAAAUCUGCAGUCGGAUGAUCUAUACUUAGGCGCUGAGGUUAGGCAGCAUCCGUCGAUUAUCGGCUUCGAGGACGUGCAGCGCGGCUUUGUCGGCUGCAUGGACGACGUCAGGAUCGCUCGGGUGUCCGUUCCGUUGCACAUGAGUGGCGCCAGCAGCGUAGCAAUUCUUAAGCGAUUUGCCAAUGUCGAGUUCAGUUGCGAUACGGCGAUCAUUCUGGUACCACCGGGAGUCUGUGGCUCGCAGCCAUGUCAGAAUGGCGGUACUUGUAAGGACAUGGGCAGCGACAACUACGAGUGCCAGUGUCACAGUCGGUUUGCCGGUCUGGCCUGCGAGAUCGACACGGACCCGUGUGCCUCGUCGCCCUGUCUCUACGGUGGCCGUUGCAAGAUCGUGCCGGAAGGCGGCGAUUACGUCUGCGAGUGUGUCGGGCCGAGUCUCAGCGGUAAACGUUGCGAGUUCGGUAGAUAUUGUAGCCCGAAUCCGUGUAAUCAUGGGGGUGUGUGCGAGGAGGGGAACAACGGCCCGAUCUGCAAGUGCCAGGGCUUCAUGGGCGACCGCUGCGAGACCGACGUGAACGAGUGCGACAUGAGUCCGUGCACAAACGGCGGCACUUGCGUGAACGAGAUCGGCACUUACAGAUGCAUUUGUCCGCCGAACAUGACCGGUCUCAACUGCGGUAACCCAGCCUUCUCCACGCCUAUCAUAUCCAGCCACUUCAAUAUCCCGUGGGACCAUCUCAUGUGGAUUGGUGUCGCGGUGCUGCUUAAUGUUCUUCUCAUCGUCAUAUUCGUCGCGUUCUGGCGAAUCCGGACGAAGCGAACCCGAACGCGCGCCAAUAAUAUCAACAAUGAGACGCGGAAGCAAAUUGUCUUGAACUCUGCAAGACCACAAGAACACGAGUUCAAGCGCAGUUCAAAACUAAGCAAUCUGGAAGUCAUACAGAGAGAACCUCCCCAAUGCCCUCCUAGACCCGCUUCCUACACCCCGAGCUCGAACAACGAGCCCGUCACGUAUGGUAACUCAGCGGCGGUGGCUCUGAAUAACUUGGACACCCUGCGCAGCUACGGCAGCGCGGGCGAUGAGCUCGAGAACUUCCCGCCAGAUUACCUGCGAAAUUUGAAUCGCAGUACCCCCGUACCACCCCCGUCCCUGACCCUCGCUAACCCGGUCAGCGGAAAUGCAACUGGCAGCGAUACGGACAGUCUACACAAGCCUACCUGGCAGGAGCAAAUGCAGCUGGCUUCCUUCAUCACCGAUACCACGAAAAUCAAGAACGACCUGAAACGAGCGAGCCCAGUGGUACCAGAGCUGACCACUGGAGGACUUCUAUUAAACUCGUCUCGGCGGACGCCUCACGCGAUUGGGUCUUCUAUCGCCUCCGUCACGUCCAUCGAGGAUGAUCCUCGCAUCGUCGGCGGGUAUCACUGGGACUGCUCAGACUGGGUGAGACCGAGUCAAAAUCCCUUGCCUAACAUCACGGAGGUACCCGGCAGUGAAGUCCCAGACUCGUCCAGCUUCCAUAGCAAUGAGAGUAAUGAGUCUAAUACUCAUCAAUUACCAAUGAUGCACGGUCCAGUAGAUCCAACAAGGGACAUUGAGACCCUAAACGAAGAUCAGGAAUCUGAGUACGUCGGUGAUUCCGAGUGCGGAACCGAGUUUUCGGAACAGUAUCAUUGCGCGGAAACGCAACGUCUGAACCCUCUCGACAGCGGUGGUGAGGGUGAGUACAAGUAUAAGAGCUCCGAGAGUUAUCUGCGCCAUCCAAACUCAUACCUACCGCACUAUAAUAUUCACACCGACACCGAUAAUGAGACGAACCCGCUCAAUGGCCGUCUCAGUACCCUCGAGUCAGACGAGGAAGAAGACGACGUAGUGCCUUAUGGUUUUCCGAGCACCCGCCGGAACCGAUGCCACAAGGUGAUCGAAGAAGAUGAGAUCGGUUCCGUCAUCACCACACUCGAGGAAAGGAACUCGCUAUUAGGCGCGACCAGUAACAGCGAUCUCUCCACGAAUCUCUGCGAGAUCGACGAUUCUGAGUACGAGAUCGCGGAUCAGAAAAGCAACGGGCGCUUGUGGCUGUCGGGGAACAGCAUCACGCAGACCUCAGUGUGACGAACGGUGGUGCCCGAGUACGCGGAUAGAUUGAAACGCGCGAGAAAAGCGUGUCUCUCCGUUCUGAUUCUACGAUUGAGACGCGCGAAUGUCUGUGAAUAUGCAAUUUUGUACAUAAAAUGUUAUAUCGCCGUAGAAAAAUAAGACAGUCUGUACAGAGGCAGCUAUGAAAUAAGAGAAACUCAUUGUACGAAGCCACCGAGUACAUGUUCCGAACGCAACCGCGCGCGUACGAUAUAUGACAUGAAAAAUUGCGCCUCAAAUCUCCUCCUGCAGGUAGAGUUCAAGCAUCAGCGUACUUAAUCUUGCAAACUAAUCCCGCGAAUAGUUGUGUAUCCUACAUUCGCAAGCAGGAUAUAUGUUGCAUCAUAUUGGAAUCGAAAACAUUUCGAGAGUUUCUGUUCUAUUUAUUUUACUAUUAUCAGAUACAUUAAGUAUGUAUGUCAUAGUAAUAUACACAUCAAAUGCAAAAAAUAUUCAUCCAGGAAAAAUAUAAAAAAACUAAUUUUUAGAAAGUAAACUUUAACAAUUUGUAGCAACGAACAUAAUAUUCCUUAAUAUUAUUUUAACUAAAAAGAUGUAAUAAUGAAAUUAUUCUAAUAAGAGAUACUAAAAAGUUUUAUUUGGAUGCAUAAAAAGUAUUCGUAUAGUUGAGAAAUUUAGCUUCUAAGAUUAUAAUGAUUACUUUUGCGAAGCUGUUAUUUUCUUAUUAUUUUGUCAUUUACUCAGAACCUUAGCAAUACAGUCAUUUAGAAAUUUAAAAGACAUCUUAUGUGAUAAAUAUCUUAAAAAUAUCUUUUGAGGUGUUUUUUUAGAUAUCAGUAAAUAUCUUCUAGAAAUCCUGUAAAGCUAACUUCAAUAAAAUCUUUUUAGAUAAAGGUGUCUAAAGAGUAGACCUCUAGACAUCUAGAAAUAUUUUGAAGAUAUCAUUAAUGAAAUAUUUUUUAUAUAUUUACCUUCAUUUGCUAGAUUUAUUUGUUUAAUUUCACACAGAUUAUGCAACUAAUAAUUUUUCGUUCUUUACUUUCUCUAGCUUUGCAUUUUGUUUGAAUAACACAGUAAAAUUGAUAUUAUUAAUUCGUCAUAAUUAGAAAACGUAACGUUCUGUUCUAAUGUGAAUAAGAGAACAAAAGUAAUCAUGUUCUAAAAUCUUAAAAGUUAAAUUUUUCGACUGUGACAAUACUUUUUUGCCUUAAUAUAUUAUUUUUUCAUUUUUUAUUAUUGUUAGAGUAAUUUAAUUACUGCAUUUUUUAGAAUUAUUAAAAAAAAUAACAUUUAGGAAUAUAUCUAUUACGUUGUUAAUAUAUUGUUAAUUAACUGUUGUUUACUUUCUAAAAAUAUUUUCAUAUCUUAUAUGAAUAUUUUCGCAUUUACUAUAUAUAAACGAAUAUCCAAAAUACAGAUUGACAUAAUUUUAUGGCUUGAUAAUAGAAAAAUAGAUAUCUGAACAUAUAAUAUUGGUACGUUUUUUUAUUUUCAAGCCAUCUUUUCUCUUCUAAUUGCAAGGAUCGUGCAAAAUAUGCAAGGAUGCAUUAUAAUUAAGUUCCUAAAACUUCUUGUAAACUAUUGUUUCAAAUUAAUUUUUGCUGCUUUCCAUUUAUCUGAAAGUGAGACUGAGUCAUUCAAUAAUGUGAGUAUUUUAUAUUUGGAUAAUGACGUCAUUACUCAGUGAUUUAAAGAAAUAUGCAAGUGGUCACGCUUAUUUUAAUGACAAAAUUAUCUCAAUAUAUAACCUCACUUCUAAAGUGAGUAUGCAAGACUCAGUAAAGCACACGGUCUUGAAAUUGCUCAGAUUGUAGGAAAAAACUCAGUUGAAUCUCACUUGUGAGAAUGCAAAAGGAACGUGCAUUUAACUGAGUUAUGACGUCACAAGUGAGAAUUAUCUGAGUUUUGAUGUAAAUGAAAAGCAGCAUUUGUAUCUAAAUUUUAUUUAUAAAUUCAUAAAGUAGUAAUCCAAAUUUGGGAUUCCCAUUCUCACUUUUGCACUAAAAAGGUUUCCCGAAAAUUAAAAUCUUUGCACGAUCCUAUUUAAUAUGCAAUGUAAAUAUGAAUUAUUUGUUUAAUCAAGAAGAAAAUUGCAUAAUUACAUAUUAGAUAACGCUAUAUACUGCAUACAUUCUUAAUACUAUUUUAUUUUCGUAACAACUGAAAAUAUUCUUUUUGACUCUACCCAAGGAGAUGAGAUUUGUUAGAGAAAAAUAAACUAUGUGGCAACUAUGAGGACACGUAAGAAAUUAUAUUGAUUAAGAAAAAGGAGAAUUCAUUACUUGAGAAAAAAAUGAAAUUAAUCACGACCGUGUCGUCAGACCAAUGAUUAUUGUUUAAAUGACCUAUCGUUUAAAUUUAACGUAUUAAUCCAACAACUAUAAUUCCAGUGCAAAGGAUACAUAGAUAUUUAUGUAUUUUUACUAUUUGCUAACUGACGUUAUUUUGAUUAUGUAGUAUUGUGUGCGAGCUUCAGUGUAAACGCGAGCUUCAUAUUAGAAGAAAUCAAUAUAUCGAUCGCCGAUGUCAGCUGACGGUCGUGGUCAUCGCGUUGGGUUUGCGUCGUAUUCAGACUGGAGUGGAUCGGCAUGCCCCGGGCUCACCGAUUGCAGGAUAUUUGAAUUCCUCAGCGUGCCAUUCUCGGCGACCGUUUGAACGACAUCGGGAUGUCGAGUUUCUUCACUAUGUCGUACAGCAUACGCGGUGGCAUCCCGUACUUUCGCGCCGCCGCGAGGCUGUUCAUCCUGCCCCUCACAGCGGCGCGAUCCCGAACAGUCUAAUUAUUAAUAUUUUAAUCAAAGAUAAUUGAACUGAAGAAAUUUCGUACAUUAACAAUUGAGUUGCAUAAGUUAAAUAUUGAGCAAAAAAUUUGGAAUCAGAAAGAAUCGGAAAGAAAAGAAGUCAGCGUCUUGAAAGCUGUUCUCUUUGAUCUUGCUUGAUGACUUGAUGAUGAAAAUGUAGCGCUUUCCGCGCCGCGCACUCCCGAGCACUCGACCGCACGGGCACGCACGAGAUAAGAUAGCACGUUUCUUUAGAGAACGAAUUUUAUUUAUUUACUUAUUUUUUACUCCAACUUCAUUACAAAGCGAUGAUCAUGACCGUCAGCUGAUAUCGGCGAUUGAUAUAUUAAUUUCUUUUAAUAUGAAGCUCGCGUUCACAAUGGAGCUCGCACACAACAGUAUAAAUGAGAACCGAAGGACUACUUAAUGAUGCAUAUAUUAAGUAACAAGUAGUGGAGAUUAGCGUGUAAAUCUGUAAGUAAAUGGACUCUAGUGAAAAAAGAAAAACAGCCUCCUUCGCGUUACGGAGCGCGGUUACAUGUGCGCGACACACGCUGUGCAUGUGUUUAUUGCACAGAUUAUAAUAGUUAAAAAAAAUAUAUGAAAUAUUUUUACUGUGAUGAUAAUAAUGUUUAUACGACGAUCAAAUACUAUGACUUGUAUCAUAAUAAUUGCAAUGUUAAUUACUCAGCGUUUUAUAACAAAUUUAAGAAAGAAAAGAAGGAAGAGUGAUGAAAGAGGCGACAUCCUCUUCCACGUAAUAUGUAAGCUAAGUCAACGUUCCGUUUAUUUAACUUUCUUUUUCCUUUUAUCUCUUUAUUCGUCAGUCACCAUCAGUACGACCGAUAAAUUUGCAUACAUGGUGCUACUAUUUACAUCACGCUUUAUCAUCUAUUUACUAUCUUUAAUAAGACUGCUCAGAGGCGCGAGGUGAUUCACUUCUUCGUGCCCCUUACCAAUCUGCCAUUCGCAUCUCAUAUAUUCAUCAUAGAAACCUUCAUAUAAUAUAUAAUACUUUUUAAAACUGCCAAUUAAUUCUUAAUGCCAUAUAAGCAAUGCACUUUCUUAUAAUUUGUAUAAAGGAGAUAGAAGAAUCAAGGAACAAUCUAUUUACGCGUCUAAGGUUUUUUAAUCAUUGUCACUUCCAUUUAGAAAAUACUUUUCAUCAAUGAUAUAUAUUGUAUAACGGCAGCUUAUUUGGGUGAGGUAUACAUACAUUCUUUUAUACGUGUAGAAUUUUGUUGAGAAAUUCGAUCUUAUGUUCCUGUUCUGUAAAGGAUGCCACUUAUCCUACUUGUGUGUCUAGUAGGAUAACAUUAGCGAAUCAUAAUAAUAAUAAUGCUAAACAGGGUGAUUUUUAUGUUGACCAAGAACAGAAGCAUCGUCUCUCGUCCUUAUAAGUUAAUAAAAUUGGGUGUGCUUCUACUUUCUGAAAUUUUAGAAGAUUAUUAAUACAAUAAAACGUUUAUUUAAUGAAAUUUUUUAAUGACUAUAUUUAAAAAAUCGCAUACAAAAAAAGAUUUAAAAAAUUGAUUCUACUGGUUGCAACAAUAAAAAUUCAUUAAAAAUAAUAUAAAAUUUCAGUAAUAUGAAGCACAAAUAUUAGAUAAACAUUUAGAUAAAUUUUAUUUAAAAAAAAAGAAACGAUGAAGCACAUUGGUCAAAGACUGUAAAGUAGUAGAUAUGGAUGUAACAGCGGACUUUUUAUAAAUAGCGUAGAAAUCGUUUAAUGAUCUUACAAAAAUUGCCCGUCUUUUAGAAUUUUUCAAUUGAUGAAAUAGUAACAUUAAAAGUAAUAAUUAUUAACUUCUUUUAUAGUUAUGUAGUACAAAAUUGAUUAAAAGCAUAUUACAAAUGGUUUGUACAUAUAAUUUUCAGUAAAUUAUUUAUUGCUUCAGGCCUACUUACUCGCGAGUUAUGUUCUCGAAGAAUUAAAAGAGAGAGUGUAAAAAAUAAAUAAUUUUAUCGAAUAACAUUUUAUAUAUAAAAUAAUUUUAUAAAAUUAUUUAUUGUUUGCCUCAAACAGUUUGAAUGUACAUUUUUGUGAACCAUAGAACUGUGACAAGAAAAAUAUGGGAAACAUGGGUACAAUUUCUAAAUUCGCCAUAACAUCUAGCCCUGCUAAUAGAAUACAUAUCGAUAUCAUGAAAUCUUUUAAGAAAACGAGGAACUUGACUUGUUAUUAUUGUAAGGCUAUAAUUAAUUUGUACAAGAUCAACCUAUUGUAAUAAAGAAACCAAUCUUGCCUA
Molecule: messenger RNA, 20772 nt
Organism: Monomorium pharaonis (pharaoh ant)
Lineage: Eukaryota; Metazoa; Arthropoda; Insecta; Hymenoptera; Formicidae
Gene: kug
Product: fat-like cadherin-related tumor suppressor homolog
Exons: 27
Coding region: 1299-15758 (4819 amino acids)
Biological process (GO): homophilic cell-cell adhesion
Cellular component (GO): plasma membrane
Molecular function (GO): calcium ion binding
Source: RefSeq, a predicted model, not a curated record